Penicillium waksmanii is the source of this 750-nucleotide messenger RNA. RefSeq names its product fungal specific transcription factor domain-containing protein. Gene Ontology annotation, cellular component: nucleus. Gene Ontology annotation, biological process: positive regulation of transcription by RNA polymerase II. NCBI's taxonomy places the organism in Eukaryota, Fungi, Ascomycota, Eurotiomycetes, Eurotiales, Aspergillaceae. Gene Ontology annotation, molecular function: transcription cis-regulatory region binding; DNA-binding transcription factor activity. The transcript has a single exon. The record is from RefSeq and is a predicted model, not a curated record. Bases 1 to 750 code for a protein of 249 amino acids.
AUGCGUAUCCCUGACCCAGCCACCGCCUUCGCGGAGCAUUUCUUUGCCUUUCAGGAUGUCAUGGGUCGAACGGCGUGUGCUAAGGAAGUCGCCUUUGGCAGCGACUACUGGAAAGCGGAUGAUCGGCACAUUGACAUGUGGAUGGGAUGUAGUCCGGAGUUGGUCUCCCUCCUCUGUGCUAUUACCGACAUGAGUCGAGCUCGACGCACUCUGGACUCCGAUUCCUCCCGCGAGAGCUUUGUGCACCGGGCGGCAUCGCUAGAAGGACAGCUCGAGCAUCUCAUUCAGGAGAUUGAGGAGGGCGAUGAUGAUGUUCUUGCAUCCGGAGCUGAAGCCAAACGUCUCGCCGCGGUGCUUUACUUGCACUGCGCGUUGUAUAGCGCAUGUCCCACUAGCCCGCUGGUCGCCCACUAUGUUCGGCAGAUUCUUCAGAUCGUGUCUCAUCUGUUAGACCGGGGAUCCCUGACGAGCAUCACUUGGCCUGUCUUUGUCGCUGCGGUCGAAUUGGAUCCGGCCCAGGAUGAGAUUUGGACGGACGAUAGCGGGAAGCCAGUGUCUGGCCGAGCAAUAGUCCUUCAGGCGCUGGCUGCUAUGGCCGAGUCUACGAUUGCAAAUAUUGCGCGCACUCGCGCGGUGAUUGUCCAAUUGUGGCAGACGCGAGACCAAGAUUUGGUCAAGGCACCGCAGAUUGAGGGGAAUGACUGGGAGUGGUAUGUGGUGCCGAUUAGCGAUGCCAUGAGUUUGGCUUGA